AUGACGUCGCCCACGUCGCCCAAGCAGACCAAGCUGCGACCGAUCCACAACCCCAACGUGGACCACGCCGACCUCGACGACAUCGGCGACACGUACCGCACCCUCAAGCAGGGCGACAAGAAGCUGCGCGGCGAGGGAACCUCGCACUGGAUCGCACACGCCGAGGACAACGACCAGAGGACCGAGCGCAAGGCCGAAAAGGUGCCCGUCAAGAAGAACGCAGAGGUGCCCGUCCGCCUCCAGAAGAACCACCCACCGGACAAGGCUAAAAAGAUGCUCGAGGUGACCCAGGGCUUUAAAAAGGGCGCUUGA
Messenger RNA from Pseudozyma flocculosa PF-1, 312 nucleotides. RefSeq lists its product as uncharacterized. Lineage: Eukaryota; Fungi; Basidiomycota; Ustilaginomycetes; Ustilaginales; Ustilaginaceae. Bases 1 to 312 code for a protein of 103 amino acids. The record is from RefSeq and is a predicted model, not a curated record. The transcript is spliced from 2 exons.